Messenger RNA from Hyaloperonospora brassicae, 759 nucleotides. The record is from the annotation of a GenBank genome assembly. Lineage: Eukaryota; Oomycota; Peronosporomycetes; Peronosporales; Peronosporaceae.
AUGAAGGUCCUCGUCCCCAUCAAGCGCGUGGUCGACUACGCCGUCAAGAUCCGCGUCGCACCUUCUGGAGUCGACCUCAAGAACGUCAAAAUGAGCAUGAACCCCUUCUGCGAAAUCGCUGUCGAAGAGGCCAUCCGCCUCAAAGAGCAGCAGAAAGCCACCGAAGUGGUCGUCGUGUCCAUUGGCCCUAAGCAGAGCCAAGAAACGCUCCGCACAGCGCUCGCUAUGGGCGCCGACCGCGGGGUCCACAUCCUCACGGACCUCCGCACGGAUCAGGAGCUUCAGCCGCUGGCCGUCGCCAAAUUGCUGCAGCAGAUCGUCCACAAAGAGGACGCGCAGCUCGUGCUCUGUGGCAAGCAGAGCAUCGACGCGGAUGCCGCCCAGACGGGACCGCUGCUCGCGGGGCUAUUGGACUGGAGUCAAGCCACGUUUGCCUCCAAAGUGGUUGUUGAGAGCGAUGCAGUGCUGUCGGUGACGCGCGAAACCGAUGCCGGUGUCGAGACGCUCGAGCUUCAGCUGCCUGCAGUCGUGACAGCGGACCUCCGGCUCAAUGAGCCGCGCUACGCGACACUGCCGAACAUUAUGAAGGCCAAGAAGAAACCAAUUGAGACGCUGACCGCCGAGAGUCUUGACGUGGACGUGACGCCCCGUAUUGACGUGGUGGAAGUGAAGGACCCAGCGUCCCGUAAAGCCGGGGUCAAGGUCGCGAGCGUCGACGAACUCGUGGACAAGCUCAAGAACGAAGCGGGCGUGAUUUAG